Equus caballus (horse) is the source of this 3441-nucleotide messenger RNA. It is a transcript of the gene CELF5, whose product is annotated as CUGBP Elav-like family member 5. Gene Ontology annotation, cellular component: cytoplasm; nucleus; ribonucleoprotein complex. Gene Ontology annotation, biological process: regulation of alternative mRNA splicing, via spliceosome; mRNA splice site recognition. Gene Ontology annotation, molecular function: mRNA binding. The record is from RefSeq and is a predicted model, not a curated record. Lineage: Eukaryota; Metazoa; Chordata; Mammalia; Perissodactyla; Equidae.
CCCGCCGCCCGCCGCCGCCGCCGCCGCCGGCUCGGUCCCGCGCCCGCCGCCCGCCUUCGCCCGCCAUGGCCCGCCUGACGGAGAGCGAGGCGCGCCGGCAGCAGCAGCAGCUCCUACAGCCGCGGCCCUCGCCCGUGGGCAGCAGCGGGCCCGAGCCCCCCGGGGGGCAGCCCGACGGCAUGAAGGACCUGGACGCCAUCAAGCUGUUCGUGGGCCAGAUCCCGCGCAACCUGGACGAGAAGGACCUCAAGCCGCUCUUCGAGCAGUUCGGCCGCAUCUACGAGCUCACGGUGCUCAAGGACCCCUACACCGGCAUGCACAAAGGUUGUGCCUUUCUCACCUACUGUGCCAGGGACUCCGCCAUCAAAGCUCAGACCGCCCUGCACGAGCAGAAGACCUUGCCCGGGAUGGCGCGGCCGAUCCAGGUGAAGCCUGCGGACAGCGAAAGCCGCGGAGGUAGGGACCGGAAGCUGUUUGUGGGGAUGCUGAACAAGCAGCAGUCGGAGGAGGACGUGCUGCGGCUGUUCCAGCCCUUUGGGGUCAUCGACGAGUGCACCGUGCUCCGGGGCCCUGACGGCAGCAGCAAAGGCUGUGCCUUCGUGAAGUUCUCCUCGCACACGGAGGCUCAGGCGGCCAUCCACGCGCUGCACGGCAGCCAGACCAUGCCGGGCGCCUCCUCCAGCCUGGUGGUCAAGUUUGCCGACACGGACAAGGAGCGGACGCUGCGGCGCAUGCAGCAGAUGGUGGGCCAGCUGGGCAUCCUGACGCCAUCCCUCACACUGCCCCUCAGCCCGUACAGCGCCUACGCCCAGGCUCUCAUGCAGCAGCAGACGACAGUCCUGUCCACCUCGGGCAGCUACCUGAGCCCUGGCGUGGCCUUCUCACCCUGCCACAUCCAGCAGAUCGGUGCCGUCAGCCUCAACGGGCUGCCUGCCACACCCAUCGCCCCUGCCUCCGGAUUACACUCACCUCCGCUGCUCAGCACGGCCGCCGUGCCCGGCCUCGUGGCUCCCAUCACCAACGGCUUCGCGGGGGUUGUGCCCUUUCCUGGCGGGCACCCGGCCCUGGAAACCGUAUAUGCCAAUGGCCUUGUGCCCUACCCAGCUCAGAGCCCCACCGUGGCCGAGACCCUCCAUCCCGCAUUCUCCGGAGUCCAGCAGUACACAGCCAUGUACCCCGCCGCGGCCAUCACGCCCAUCGCGCACAGCGUCCCCCAGCCGCCGCCCCUCCUGCAGCAGCAGCAGCGAGAAGGUCCCGAGGGCUGUAACCUGUUUAUCUACCACCUCCCCCAGGAGUUUGGCGACACGGAGCUGACACAGAUGUUCCUGCCCUUCGGCAACAUCAUCUCGUCCAAGGUGUUUAUGGAUCGGGCCACCAACCAGAGCAAGUGUUUUGGCUUCGUGAGCUUUGACAACCCGGCCAGCGCGCAGACCGCCAUCCAGGCCAUGAACGGCUUCCAGGUCGGCAUGAAGAGGCUCAAGGUGCAGCUGAAGCGACCCAAAGACCCGGGACACCCCUACUGACCGCCCCGCCGCCCCGAGGCUGCGGGCUUGGCCCAGGUGAGGGGCCGUCCCACCCCCGAGGCUUCUGCUUCCAACCGAUCCAGGACUUUCCCUCCAUCCCAUCCUCCGGGUGUGGACACCAGCCUCCCAUCCCCUCCCUGCCCCCUGCUCCUAUAAAUGUGACCCACUCCCGGACUGGCCCCUCGGAGCGGGGAGGGCUUCGCGGCCGCCCCAGGCGGGCGGGGAGAGGGGUGGUGGUGGUGACACUCCUGAGUUGGGGGGGCUGAGGAUCCACCGCCCCCUUCCUGAGAGAUGUCCUCGCUCCCACCCCACACGCAGGACCUUGGUGGCUUUCCCCCCUUGACGAAAUGGCAACUUUUCCUAUAUAUAUAUAUGCAUAUAUAUAUAGAGCUAGAGACAGUAUAUAUUUUUUGAGUAUAGAUCAUGGGACCAAACUUUUCCGACUUCCUUCCGUCCAAGAGAGGGUGGCCCCGGGCCGGUCACUCGGCAGGGACAUAAGAAGGGCUGAGGCGGGCUGGGCAGCCCGGUGUCCCCCCCACCCCAACUCCCACUGCCGUGUCAGACCAGGGGCCGGAGAAGCAGCCGCCGCCAUAUACCUCCAAGGCCUCCUGGCCCCCCACAGUGUCCCUGGUCCUCGCUGCAGCUUCUGGAGCCCCCCCGUGCCCGCCUUGUCGCAGGGCCCUGCCUUCCCCGGAUGUAGGCACAAAGGAGACCCCUGUGUCCCCCAGCCAUGCCCCCAGUCAUAGCCUUACUCAUGUGACCAAUAGCCCUUAGCUUGGGGGGCAGAUGGGGUCCGGGGGAGCCACCCCCGGCGCCCCCUCCCAAGGGCAGGCGGCCGCCCUCCUGCCUUCGGAUCACCAGCCUGGAACCUCCACGUCGCCAAGCUCGCCACGCGGCUGGACCAGCCCGGCCCGCACCGGCCCAGCGUCCCUCCAGCGGACAUACCUCUGUCAAAGAUUUCUUUUUUUUUUUUUUUUUUUAUUAUUAUUAUUUUGGUCUUUCUGAGCAGGUACAAAGAAGGGAAGAGCAGAACUAACAAACACAAACUCAGACAGCACUGGAUUUUGAUUUCCUAGCCGGGGCAGGGAGGGGGACCUUGUGGGGUGCCUCUGUACGGCCACCGACCGCGACACCCACCUUGAAGCACACAGAACCGGGCUCGUCCGACCGGCCGGCGGGGCCUCUCGCCGGACAGGCACCAGAGACCUUCAAAAGCUCAAGAAAACAAAACAAAACAAAACAAAAAAAUGAAAAAGAAAAAAAAAAACAGCUUUCCCUUUUGUUUCUACCAAAACGUGUGGACCGACCCAGAAAAAAAAAAAAAAAAAAGAAACCUAGCAAAAAAAAAACAAAAAAAACAAAAAAACGAAGAAAAGGAAAAAAAAAAAUCUUCUGAGCGACUUGUUUCCGUAUCCGGGAGUUUGAUAAUUGUUCCGAGACUCUAGCGUGCCUGUGUCCCGUGCGUCUGCGUGUGCAAGCGUGUGCUCCGGGGCCGCGAGGGGACCCGGCCCGUGUCCCCGCGCCCGCCAGGCCCGCCUGCCAGUGCGUGGUGGCAGCGUGCGGUGGCCCGUGUCCUUCUGGUCCAUGUUUACUGGCUGUAAAUAUCAUUUUUAUACUCCACACCGAAGAUCGACGUGAUUUGUACGAUGUACUUUAUUUCUGCUACGGGCAAUUUCAUCGUUUCAACCUGCAAACUGACUUUUGGAGACAAACCGCCACACACACACACACACACACACACACACACGGAGAGGACCUCGAGGGCGUUUCGGGUUGACUUAUUCGAAUCUCGUGGCUGGAGAGGUCGCGGGCCCCCGGGGGGGCGACGGGCCGGGUGAGAAACCGCCCUGGUGGCCGGAACGCCUCUCUGUGGGCUGGAGAAGCUGAAAAUUUAUUUAAUAAAAGUUUUACUUGCUAA